Diabrotica balteata is the source of this 496-nucleotide messenger RNA. The record is from the annotation of a GenBank genome assembly. Lineage: Eukaryota; Metazoa; Arthropoda; Insecta; Coleoptera; Chrysomelidae.
GAAUGAAAAGUCGUGUGUAAGGAUAGCACACGAAUAAUCAUCUUUUUAUUUUCCCUUUAAUCCCCCCAGGAUGGCAAUCAGACCCGUUUACCGUCCUCAAAUCGUCAAAAAGAGGACAAAGAAGUUCAUCAGGCAUCAGUCCGAUAGAUAUGGUAAACUUAAGAGAAACUGGCGUAAACCAAAGGGUAUUGACAACAGGGUCAGAAGGCGUUUCAAGGGGCAAUAUUUGAUGCCAAAUAUUGGUUAUGGUUCCAAUUCUAAGACUAGGCACAUGUUACCAACUGGUUUCAGAAAAGUUUUGGUACACAAUGUAAAAGAACUCGAAGUUCUUCUUAUGCAAAAUCGCAAAUAUUGUGCAGAAAUUGCCCAUGGAGUUUCAUCAAAGAAACGCAAGGAUAUUGUAGAACGUGCUCAGCAAUUGAGUAUUAGGGUUACAAAUGGAAAUGCUAGGUUACGUAGCCAAGAAAAUGAAUAAGCUAUUAAUUUUGUUUAAUAU